This is a messenger RNA of Indicator indicator, 4017 nucleotides long. RefSeq names its product calcium dependent secretion activator (gene CADPS). Gene Ontology annotation, biological process: dense core granule exocytosis; synaptic vesicle exocytosis; positive regulation of exocytosis. The record is from RefSeq and is a predicted model, not a curated record. Lineage: Eukaryota; Metazoa; Chordata; Aves; Piciformes; Indicatoridae. The coding region runs from base 1 to 4017 and encodes 1338 amino acids. Gene Ontology annotation, cellular component: glutamatergic synapse. The transcript has 30 exons.
AUGCUGGACCCGUCGUCCAGCGAGGAGGAGUCGGAGGAGUUGGUGGAGGAGGAGAGCGGGAAGGAGUCGCUGGCGCCCGCCGCGGCACGGCUCUCGCCCAGUCGCCCCGGCGAGGGCCCGGGAGGCGGUGGCGGCGGUGGUGGUGGCGGCGGUGGCAGUGGCGGCGGCGGCGGCGGCGGCGGCAGCGCGGGGCUGCAGCCGGGCGGGCGCGGCAGCAGCGCAGCGCGGCCCGCCAGUCCCAGCCCCUCGGUGGCCAGCGAGAAGGAGAAGGACGAGCUGGAGCGGCUGCAGCGGGAGGAGGAGGAGAGGAAGAGGAAACUGCAGCUCUACGUCUUCGUCAUGCGCUGCAUCGCCUACCCCUUCAAUGCCAAGCAGCCCACCGAUAUGGCCCGCCGGCAGCAGAAGAUAAGUAAGCAGCAGCUCCAGACAAUCAAAGAUCGUUUCCAGGCCUUUCUCAAUGGAGAAACUCAAAUUGUGGCAGAUGAAGCAUUUAUAAACGCCGUCCAGAGCUACUACGAGGUGUUCCUGAAAAGUGACCGUGUUGCCAGGAUGGUGCAGAGUGGAGGGUGCUCAGCGAAUGACUCCCGGGAGGUCUUCAAGAAACACAUUGAGAAGAGAGUGCGUAGCCUGCCAGAAAUCGAUGGCCUCAGCAAGGAGACAGUCCUGAGCUCCUGGAUGGCAAAGUUUGAUGCUAUUUACCGUGGGGAAGAGGACCCCCGUAAGCAGCAGGCCAGGAUGACAGCAAGUGCUGCCUCAGAGCUCAUUCUCAGCAAGGAACAGCUCUACGAGAUGUUCCAGAACAUUCUGGGGAUCAAGAAAUUUGAGCAUCAGCUUCUGUACAACGCAUGUCAGCUGGACAACCCAGAUGAGCAAGCCGCACAGAUCAGACGUGAGUUAGAUGGACGUCUUCAAAUGGCAGAGCAAAUUGCCAAGGAGCGCAAGUUUCCCAAGUUUGUGUCCAAAGAAAUGGAGAACAUGUACAUUGAGGAGCUGAAGUCAUCUGUCAAUCUCCUGAUGGCAAACUUGGAGAGCAUGCCUGUGUCUAAAGGAGGCUCCGAGUUCAAGCUACAGAAACUAAAACGUAGUCACAACACCUCAAUAAUCGACAUGGGAGAGGAAAAUGAGAACCAGCUGUCCAAGUCAGACGUCGUGCUGUCAUUCUCCUUGGAGGUUGUCAUCAUGGAGGUGCAAGGUCUGAAGUCACUGGCUCCCAACCGUAUUGUGUACUGCACCAUGGAAGUCGAAGGUGGGGAGAAACUGCAGACUGACCAGGCUGAAGCCUCAAAGCCAACCUGGGGCACCCAAGGAGACUUCACAACAACACAUGCGCUCCCUGCAGUGAAGGUGAAGCUGUUCACAGAGAGCACAGGAGUGCUGGCCCUGGAGGACAAAGAGCUUGGGAGGGUUGUUCUCCACCCUACUCCAAAUAGCCCAAAGCAAUCAGAGUGGCACAAAAUGACCGUUUCCAAAAACUGCCCAGAUCAAGACCUGAAGAUCAAGCUUGCUGUGCGGAUGGAUAAGCCUCAAAACAUGAAGCACUCUGGGUAUUUAUGGGCCAUUGGUAAAAAUGUUUGGAAGAGAUGGAAAAAACGAUUCUUUGUCCUGGUCCAGGUUAGUCAAUAUACAUUUGCUAUGUGCAGCUACCGGGAGAAAAAAGCUGAACCUCAAGAGCUGCUGCAGCUUGACGGAUACACUGUGGACUACACUGACCCGCAGCCAGGUUUGGAGGGUGGCAGAGCAUUCUUCAACGCAGUGAAGGAAGGAGACACAGUGAUUUUUGCCAGUGACGAUGAGCAGGACCGUAUCCUGUGGGUCCAAGCCAUGUACCGAGCCACCGGCCAGUCCCACAAACCUGUGCCGCCUACUCAAGUGCAAAAGCUAAAUGCUAAAGGAGGAAAUGUACCCCAGCUAGAUGCCCCAAUCUCUCAAUUUUAUGCAGAUAGAGCUCAAAAGCAUGGCAUGGAUGAAUUUAUCUCUUCCAAUCCCUGUAACUUUGACCACGCUUCACUCUUUGAGAUGGUUCAGCGCCUCACUUUGGACCACAGACUUAAUGAUUCCUAUUCUUGUCUGGGCUGGUUUAGUCCUGGCCAGGUCUUUGUGCUAGAUGAGUAUUGUGCACGUAAUGGAGUGAGAGGCUGUCACAGACAUCUCUGCUACCUCAGAGAUUUGCUAGAGCGCGCAGAAAACGGAGCUAUGAUUGACCCCACCUUACUUCACUACAGCUUUGCCUUUUGUGCAUCACAUGUUCAUGGCAACAGGCCUGACGGGAUAGGAACUGUGACCGUAGACGAGAAAGAGCGAUUUGAAGAGAUCAAGGAGCGACUUCGUUUGCUUCUGGAGAACCAGAUCACACAUUUUAGGUACUGCUUUCCAUUUGGCCGUCCAGAAGGUGCACUAAAAGCUACUCUGUCGCUGCUGGAAAGGGUUCUGAUGAAAGACAUAGUUACUCCGGUCCCUCAAGAAGAGGUAAAAACAGUCAUCCGUAAAUGCUUGGAGCAAGCAGCUCUGGUCAAUUACACUCGACUGUCAGAGUAUGCCAAAAUUGAAGAGAAUCAAAAGGAUGCAGAAAAUGUAGGCCGGUUAGUCACACCAGCUAAAAAGUUAGAAGAUACAAUACGUCUGGCAGAGUUGGUAAUUGAAGUCCUACAGCAAAACGAAGAACACCAUGCGGAGGGGAAAGAGGCCUUUGCUUGGUGGUCAGACUUAAUGGUUGAGCACGCGGAGACCUUCCUGUCACUGUUUGCUGUGGAUAUGGAUGCUGCAUUAGAGGUGCAACCCCCAGACACCUGGGACAGCUUUCCACUCUUUCAGCUUCUAAACGAUUCCCUCCGUAGUGACUAUAAUUUGUUGAAUGGAAAAUUCCACAAACACCUCCAAGACCUGUUUGCUCCACUUGUUGUUAGAUAUGUCGAUCUGAUGGAGUCCUCAAUUGCACAGUCAAUUCACAGGGGCUUUGAGCGGGAGUCAUGGGAGCCAGUAAAGAGUUUAACAAGUAAUCUGCCCAAUGUGAAUCUACCAAAUGUGAAUCUCCCUAAAGUACCAAAUCUACCAGUUAACAUCCCACUAGGCAUCCCACAAAUGCCUAGCUUUUCUGCACCGUCAUGGAUGGCUGCUAUUUAUGAUUCUGACAAUGGAUCAGGCACUUCAGAAGAUAUGUUCUGGAAACUUGAUGCCCUACAGACUUUCAUUCGGGAUUUGCACUGGCCUGAGGAGGAGUUUGGAAAACACUUAGAGCAACGCUUGAAGCUUAUGGCAAGUGACAUGAUCGAGUCCUGCGUUAAAAGAACCAGGAUUGCGUUUGAAGUCAAGCUGCAGAAAACCAGCCGAUCAACAGAUUUCCGAGUCCCUCAAUCAAUAUGCACCAUGUUUAAUGUCAUGGUGGAUGCCAAAGCUCAGUCGACAAAGCUUUGCAGUAUGGAAAUGGGCCAAGAGCACCAGUACCAUUCAAAAAUAGAUGAACUAAUUGAGGAAACCGUCAAAGAAAUGAUAACACUCCUAGUGGCAAAGUUUGUCACCAUUUUGGAAGGAGUCUUGGCCAAACUGUCUAGAUAUGAUGAAGGAACUUUGUUUUCUUCGUUCCUGUCAUUUACAGUGAAGGCUGCUUCCAAAUACGUGGAUGUACCCAAGCCAGGGAUGGAUGUUGCUGAUGCCUAUGUGACAUUUGUCCGCCACUCUCAGGAUGUCCUGCGUGAUAAGGUCAAUGAGGAGAUGUAUAUAGAAAGGUUAUUUGAUCAAUGGUACACCAGCUCGAUGAAUGUUGUCUGCACCUGGCUGACAGACCGCAUGGACCUGCAGCUUCACAUUUACCAACUGAAAACUCUCAUUAGGAUAGUAAAGAAAACGUACCGGGAUUUCCGAUUGCAAGGCGUGCUGGACUCCACCUUAAACAGCAAAACCUACGAGACCAUCCGGAACCGGCUGACGGUAGAGGAGGCCACGGCGUCGGUCAGCGAAGGCGGAGGGCUCCAGGGGAUCACCAUGAAGGACAGUGAUGAGGAAGAUGAAGAGGACGACUAG